Messenger RNA from Syngnathus typhle (broad-nosed pipefish), 2175 nucleotides. RefSeq names its product retinol binding protein 7a, cellular (gene rbp7a). The record is from RefSeq and is a predicted model, not a curated record. The coding region runs from base 1445 to 1825 and encodes 126 amino acids. The transcript has 4 exons. Gene Ontology annotation, biological process: fatty acid transport. Lineage: Eukaryota; Metazoa; Chordata; Actinopteri; Syngnathiformes; Syngnathidae. Gene Ontology annotation, cellular component: cytosol; nucleus. Gene Ontology annotation, molecular function: fatty acid binding.
AAACAAGUGUGCCUUAGUUGCAGACGGCUAAAACCACUGAAUUUGUCUUCUGAUGUAUAAGAAGCCUUGAAUCAGUUGCUUAUGUCCACCUGUAGUUUUAGACAGUUUUCCCCUCAUCAUCAUUAUAGAAAGUUGUGGCGUGUAAGCUUAUGACGUAUCUGUGAGUGCCUGCAAAUUGACUUAUAUAAUUGGACCAGUCUAACUUGCCAUGCAUGAGAGCACCUUGCAUCGCCGCUGAGGUGACAUAAGGGCACACCUACUUUAAUACUUUACUGCUACUAAAUAUAAUUUUUUCUGCCUUUUGGAAGAAGCCUUUGAAGCCGUAGAUUUAAACCCUCCCCAGUGGUUCAGAGUUCGUUGAAAGGCUCACCAAGAAUGCAUGCAAACUUGUGUGGCACAUGGGACAUGAUCAGCAAUGAGAACUUUGAGGGCUACAUGAUUGCAUUAGGUAAGAUACUUUCAAUGUCUUCUUGGUAUUGACCAUUCAUUUUUGCCUGAGCCUUUUUAAAUGGUAUUGUUUAGCCUGUACAGUAUUAUAUAUGGGUAAAUGUACUGGGACACUUGGCUAGUACACAUAUUGUGCAGAAAGUGAAACAAUAUGCACUCUCUGGGAAUACGUUGCAAGAUUUUAGUGUGUCUGUGUCUCUUUUCAAGUUUUUGCAAAAGUUUCUUGAUGGUGGUUCUCCAAGCAAACUCAUUAAAGCGUGCCCACAUUGGAUCAUGCUGGAAAGAAAGAACCUUUCAUAAAAUGUCACCAAGCAAUUUGAGUGAGAAAGUUGGAUCAUCAAUACAUUUCUGCAAGAAAAGGGUGUCCGACACUCAUCAGAUGUCACUGUCAAGCUCUGCUCAUGAACAAUGACGCUUUAGCAAAUAUAAAAAAAUCCCCUACCAGUGUGUAAUCUUAAGGGACAAAAUGAACAUUGAAUGGUCACUGACACCAAAUUGAUUAAUGUAAUGUGUUGAAAGGAAUUUUUAUUAACAGUUCCAAAUUUGCACAAGACUUCUGCAUGAAAAAAAAAAGGUUUACUUGAACAUCUGAAAUGUAUUCAAAAUGAACUUUAAAUGUUGGCAAGUGAGUGCUGACAUCAUUAAACAUGGUUUCGAAUGUUAUUCAUUCUGAACACAGCCACAUACUGAUGAGACAAGCUCAUGCAUACUUGUGCAGCCACACAAUCUUGGUUGUUAUUUUUACCUUGCUUCUUGAUUUUCUUUCACGUUUUGGUCAUAUUUAUGGUGGAAAAAGUUUUUAAAUUAUUUAGCUUGGUAAAAAAAGGAUUUGAACUAGGCUAUUUAGUAGAAUUUGUUAUAUCCGCUGUAAUGAGGGUGAUAGCUCCUCUUGAUAGUUAUCAAUGAUAAACGGCUGUUGAACAAUAGAAAUAAACAAUUCUGCAUUGUAUAAUCUAACGUCACAAAUACAUUUGGCAUAGUAGGAGUAAGCCCCAAGAUGUGUUUGCCUUUAUCUGUUCACACGUGGCCACUUUCCCCAGAUAUCCACCCGUGUAUUAGAAAAAUUGCUCUGAAGCUGAAGCUGAAGAAGUUGAUUGAACAACAGGGCGACCGGUACGUCAUCAAAACAUGUAGCACUUUCAGGAACUACACCGUGUCCUUUCGAGUGGGACAGGUGUUUGAGGAGUUCUCCGGCGGCUUAGACAACCGGCACAUGAAGUCGCUGGUGAGGUGGGAGGGGAACAAGCUGGUGUGCGAACAGACUGGUGAGAAGAACAAUAGAGGGUGGUGUCACUGGAUUGAAGAGGACAAGCUUCACUUGGAUCUGUAUUGUGAAGGGGAAAUCUGCAAGCAGGUUUUCAAGAAGGUCAAUGACUGAAGAGGAGGAUGAAUGUCAAAAAUGGACAUUACACAAAAGAAAUGAGCUCUCCUGUGAGCUGUGAGGGAAUAACUAAAAUACCACGAGAGAGCAGUAUAUCAACAUGAAUACUGUACGUACUGUAAGUACGGCGGAUGACUGUUCACCACUGCAUUGAUCGAGGCUCAAAUCCAAGGUUGGGCAAAGUUUGGCCAAUGAGCCAAAAACAUCUUGCUAAAUGCUUUAACCUGGUCUAUUGGUAAUUGGGAUGUCGAAAUGGUUUUUGUCACGUGCCACAUAGUUACGGUUUCCUUCGUAGAUGGCCGUUAUGAUGCUGAACUCAAAUAAAAUAAAUAUGUGAUCGCUUCAUA